GACUGGUUCCGGAUCUACACCAGACAGUCGGGCACCAAUGUUCUGGGCCUAUGGCAGUUCAAGGCGCUGCAGCUCUUUUCUCUCAACAUCAAUCCCAGCGAGUUCUGCGAAGUGGCUGCCUGCGUCAGCAAGUUUGCUGCCGACCACAAUGCCGGAACUCAUGGUCUAGACAGGCUGCUCGAGGUGGCGCAGAGGAAGCGUGACGAAUUCGAAGCGAUGAGGCAGCGCGAAGAAGAGGAGGCGGAGGAAUUCGAAGCCGCGCAGGGCCUGGAGGAUGACCUUCCCUCCUUCUUGGAGCGCCACCCAGCACCGAGAGGAAUGGACGAUGUGGAGUGGCGGUGGCUUCCAGAAUCAGGUGUUGGGCGUUGGGCUGCCGAGGGUCGCCUGGCCUUGGCCGCACCCAGCAUUCAGCAUGCCGAGAACGAGCUGUCUCGUGCACAGCUGCAGCAAGACGUCGCCUGGCAGGACCAGAUGAAGGAACAACACAGACGGAGCCAAGAGUGGAAGGAGUGGGAGACCGAAGGCGACAAGUACAUGCAGGAAGUGGUCUACCACCUAUGGGACUCAUGCAUUUCCGGAUCGGAGGAGUGUGAAAUGGAACUGGGAGAUCUGCGUGCCUUGGUGGAGAAAUGGCGACCGGAUGGGCAAGCCUCAGCCUGUCAGGUCACGGAACCGAAAAAGAACAAGAUGCUCCCGGGUGGCCUCCGAGCGGGCCAUCGGCUGGUAGCCUUCGGCGUCAAGGACGAGCUGGCCGCCGAGAUCCAAGCUCUGCCAGAGGGGACGCGACCUUUCCCUGAGGAGCAACCCAGGCCUGGAGAGUUCACCUGGUACUUGCUGGACCACAUGGCUUCGUUCGCCUUGCAACUCAAUCCCAAAGCUCUCGUGCGAGUGGAGUACUUCACCAGAGAUGGCUACUGGGCCCAUCUUGAAUCGACGCAGCAUGCUCUCACGCGCGUAUGGAGAUGCCACUCGCGUGCCCAGUCCGGCUUUGCGAAAGCAUCGAACUGGACCGGAUUCCUCAAUCUCGUGGCAGAUAUGGUCGGCCUCGGGGACAAGCAUGAUGUCACCGAGGGCCGUGGCGCGUGGCAGGAGACCUUCAGCGGAUUCCUCCCCAUGCGGAUCGAGGUGCGCUAUGGAUCUGGCAAAGCUUUCAGCGCAGACAAGGAGCAGAAGACCAAAAUGGAGGCGAACGUCUUAGAAGCCGCAGUUGGCGAACUCCUGGCAUCAAAGGAUGAUGCCUGCAUCGCUUUGGCCAAGCUGAUCAGUGUGCUUUGUGGUCUCUGUGCGCUCUAUCCGCCCGCAAAUUUGCCACCAUCCAACCGACACAUGCUCUUCAAGUACGCCAGCAAGAUCUGUUCACCGAUCCCAGGGCAUCGGCACUUGGACCAUGAACAGUUGGAUCGGUGGAUCGACGGCGAGCUGCUCAAGUGCGACUGGCUGAUAGCCGAUGGCGAGGAUCCUGGAAUCCCCGACACGCCCGAGCUGCUGUUGGAAGGGAGCCCUCCGAUACUCCCCGAAGAGCCAGGAUAUAGCAAGGGCCUACUGCAGCGCAUUCAUCAGCACAACUGCAUCCAAGCCACUAAGAUUGUCAAUUGCUUGAAAGAAAUUGAUUUCAAGAUGUGGGAGCCGAGGUGCAAGGAAAAGAUCAUACCAGGCUACCCGCCGGAGUCCACCCCAGAGGCGAGAAGCGAUCCCUCUGCCGAUGGUCCCCCGGCUUCCUGGGGCCGCAAGGACAUGUUUCUGAAACUACCGGAUGGUUCGUGGACUUGCCUGCUCUGCGACCGGGGCGCCACAGACGAGCACGUACUGUCGAAAAAGCACGAGAGCAACCUCAGAUACUCAGACGGAGAGAUCUUGAAAUGGGUAGCCCAGAACAGGCAGAAGCACGCAGAGCCACAAAGUGCAUCUUCUGCAGCAGCAGCUUCCGAGAAGCCGGAGACGACAGCUCCUGCGAUGCCCAUGCAAGGAGGAGCUCAGAGACCUCCGGCAAGUUGGGGUCCAGUCAAGUUCUACUGGCUAAACAAGGAUGGAGUUUGGGAGUGUCUCCUGUGCGACAAAGUCGCCACCGAAGAGCACGUACUGAGCAAGGGUCAUAUCAAGUAUGCUAAAUUUCCCGACGCUUGGCAGCAAUGGACGGUGUUUGCUCAGAUUGGUUGCUAUGACUUUGCUGCCGAUUAUAAGUAG
Messenger RNA from Symbiodinium sp. CCMP2456, 2184 nucleotides. NCBI's taxonomy places the organism in Eukaryota, Dinophyceae, Suessiales, Symbiodiniaceae. The record is from the annotation of a GenBank genome assembly.